CAGGGCUUCAGUUGAGCUGAGAGGGGGAGCUCAGACAGCCUUGGGCCCCUCGCCAGUCCCCACCUGGCACUCGUCUGUGUCACUGUCAGGAUUUGUCUGACUCCGCGUUCCCGCGCAGGGGUGUGUUGGGGGGAGCCCUCUUUGCGACUCGCAAAAUGGUUAUCAAAGUGUUUGUUGCCACAUCAUCUGGGUCCAUAGCGAUUAGGAAGAAACAGCAAGAAGUAGUAGGCUUUUUGGAAGCUAAUAAAAUCGAUUUUAAGGAGUUCGAUAUUGCUGGAGAUGAAGGCAAUCGGAGGUGGAUGAGAGAGAACGUCCCUGGAGAGAAGAAACCUCAAAAUGGGAUUCCUCUGCCCCCGCAGAUAUUCAACGAAGAGCAGUACUGUGGGGAUUUUGACUCUUUCUUCUCUGCAAAAGAAGAGAAUAUUAUUUAUUCCUUCCUUGGCUUGGCUCCUCCUCCAGGAUCAAAGGUGACAAAAUCACCCGAGGAAGCAUCUUCCCUUCCCAAUGGUGAUGUGGCAGGAGAAACACAGAGCAACACAGAGGGAACAGAGAAGGCUGAAGAAAGUGGACAACACGAGGCACAAAAAGAGGGCAAAGAAGAUGCGAGCGACCUCACCAGAUCCCCAGAGAAGAAUACUGAAUGCUGCCAUAUGCCGGGCAGUCCAGGGACUGAAAAUGAGCUUCUAUUCUGGUGGAGCUGGUGAUGGUCAUAGCCAAGGUUCUUCAAAGCUUACCUGACCUUUUGAGGCUAAGUAUUUCUAUAAAUUCUCUGAGUAGUUACUUUCUCUAUUUAAUGUCUCUUUCAAGAAAUUAAGGUCAAUUCAGAUACUGAUAAAGCCCUAGGUCCCUCGGUAAUUACUGCUAGCUAACCUGUAAAAGUUGAGAUCAGCACUUAUUUCUGUAAGAAUGCCUACUGCCCUCCAGCCUAGCUCUAAGGAUAAUCCCAUUUUUAAUAGUGUGUUUUUUGUUAAUUCAUUUGUUUCAGCUGUACACAAUUAGUGAAAAUAAUUGGAUUUAGAAAAGUGUAAAACUCUACAUAGCUAACAAUUCUGUGUUGCAUAUAGUGGAUUUUAAUUUGAUCUCAUGUGGAUAAGAAGAAAAUGAAUGUCCUUUGAGAUCUAAAGAGUUAAUAGGAGACUUUAUAGGUUCAUUUAUCUAGUCACUUAACACAUUUAUUGAGCUUAUACCUUGGUUCCAGACGGUGGCUGGGUCCUGGAGAUCCAAAAAUGAAUAAAGACACAAGUUGUGCCCCAAGGAGUACACAGACUAGUUAGGGAGACAGAUAAAGAAAUGAUGAUGAUGGUAGCAGAUAAGGGGGUCCCCUAACUCAGGCUUAUGGGUCAGGAAAGUCUUCCUUGGAAAGAUCAUUUUGAGCAGUGUCCUGGAAGGUGUCGCUGAUGUGAGAAAGUUGUAUGUGACUGUUAGCUGAAAUAAAGCAUCAUGAGGCUAGAGAGGUGAGCAGGGGGCCACAUCAUGGUGGCCUUUCAACUCUUCUAAGGAUUAUGGGUUUAUCUUGAAAAGAUGGAAAGUUGCCAACACGAGGGCAGCAUGGUAAGGUGGGUUGUCUUUUAGAGUGGUAUCUCUGGCUGCUGUGUGGAGAACAGGUUGGAGAUAAGGAAGAUUAGAGGUGAUGGAACCCCGGCGAGAGAAGAUGGCGGUCCUGGCAAAGGAAGGACAAGGCAGGGGCAGGAGGAGGCAAUAUUACAGAGGCGCAAUCCACACAUCGCGGAGAAGCCAACACCCGGAUUUUGCAACAAGUGCAGGACUCUCUUUUCCGGGACUUUAUUUCAGCUUUAAAACUUGCUGUGUUGCCGGAAUUAAGUUGGAGAUUCCCAGUGCUGGGGAGCGUCUUGGGCUGACUCAGUCUUGGCUGGCUGGAUCAGGUUUUCACAUUUUGUAUUUUCUUUACCAGUCUCAGAAAUCUGAGAGUAUUGUUCUGGAGCUGGCCAGAAACGUGAGGCUGGGCCAAAGAAGGUGGCAGUGUGGUGGGUCCUCCACCACUUGCCUUCCAUGAGAAUCUUGAGAGGUAGCGUAGGAAAGAGACUAAAUUAGGAACCAGGAAUCUUGAAGUGAGUCCUGGUCAUGUUACUUACUUGUUCUCUGAUUCUGGGCAAAUUACUUAACUGUAUGGUCUUG
This is a messenger RNA of Kogia breviceps (pygmy sperm whale), 2136 nucleotides long. NCBI's taxonomy places the organism in Eukaryota, Metazoa, Chordata, Mammalia, Artiodactyla, Physeteridae. The record is from RefSeq and is a predicted model, not a curated record.